Messenger RNA from Thlaspi arvense, 1259 nucleotides. Lineage: Eukaryota; Viridiplantae; Streptophyta; Magnoliopsida; Brassicales; Brassicaceae. The record is from the annotation of a GenBank genome assembly.
UUAUCAUUUCGUGAGUACAUUUCUCAUUUCUCAAUUCUAAAACCCUAAGCUUCGCCGACUGCUCCGAUCGUGAUCCUUCCUAAACCCUAGCAUCGUCAUCGGCGAUUUAGAGCUGAGCAAAGCUCUAAAGAAAUGAGUUUCAACAAAGUGCCCAACGUCCCUGGAUCUCCUGCUCUCUCUGCCCUUCUCAAGCUCGGCGCUAUUGGUGGGCUCGGUGUCUAUGCCGUUACUAAUAGCCUCUACAAUGUCGAGGGUGGACAUCGUGCUGUCAUGUUCAACCGAGUAACUGGUAUCAAGGAAAAGGUCUACCCUGAAGGCACACAUUUUAUGUUGCCAUGGUUUGAAAGGCCAAUAAUCUAUGACGUCCGUGCACGACCUUACCUAGUGGAGAGCACCACCGGUAGUCAUGACCUUCAGAUGGUGAAAAUUGGACUCAGGGUUCUCACACGUCCCAUGGGUGACCGUUUGCCUCAGAUUUACCGAACCCUCGGUGAGAAUUACAGUGAAAGGGUUCUUCCUUCCAUCAUCCAUGAAACCCUUAAAGCAGUGGUAGCUCAGUACAAUGCAAGCCAGCUCAUCACUCAGAGAGAAUCUGUUAGCAGGGAGAUACGCAAGAUUCUGACAGAGCGAGCUUCUAAUUUCGACAUUGCUCUGGAUGAUGUCUCCAUAACUACGCUCACAUUUGGCAAAGAGUUCACUGCAGCAAUAGAGGCAAAACAAGUCGCUGCUCAGGAAGCUGAACGGGCUAAGUUCAUUGUGGAGAAAGCGGAGCAAGACAAGAGAAGCGCUGUUAUCCGUGCUCAGGGAGAAGCUAAAAGUGCUCAACUUAUCGGACAAGCUAUUGCAAACAAUCAGGCAUUCAUCACUCUGAGAAAAAUUGAAGCUGCGAGAGAGAUUGCUCAGACCAUUGCACAAUCUGCUAACAGGGUGUACCUGAGCUCCAACGAUCUGUUGCUUAAUCUCCAAGAAAUGAACUUGGAGCCUAACCCUAAGAAGUAAAAGAAGGAAAUAAUCCUGGAGAUACUUUAAGUGGGACACAUUUAGACUCGGAUUGGCUUUGGUCAGUUUAUAUCAUCAUGCUGGAUCAUGGAACUGAUUGUCGAUAUUUUCUUGUGUUAUCCCGGAAAAUUGAUGAAGUUGAAUAAGAAAAUGAUUAACAUUCCUAUUCUUACGAUUAAACACAUGCUUAUAUAUAUAUAAUUCCAGAGUUUAUGUUCCACAUUAUCUAACAAAAAUAUACGAAAGUGCUACUUAUCUAA